AUGGGGAUAGAGGAUUACCAUGUCAUCGACCUCGUCGGGGAGGGCUCCUUCGGCAAGGUUUACAAGGGCAGGCGCAAGUACACUCGCCAGACGGUCGCCAUGAAGUUCAUUCUUAAGCACGGGAAGACCGAUAAGGAUAUACACAACCUUAGGCAGGAGAUUGAGAUCCUAAGGAAACUCAAACAUGAGAACAUAAUUGAAAUGAUCGAUGCCUUUGAAACCCCUCAGGAGUUUUGCGUUGUCACAGAGUUUGCUCAGGGAGAACUGUUUGAGGUGCUCGAGGAUGAUAAAUGCCUUCCAGAAGAACAAGUUCAGGCAAUUGCUAAGCAGCUGGUGAAAGCAUUGUAUUACUUGCAUUCCAAUAGAAUUAUUCACCGGGAUAUGAAACCUCAGAACAUCCUUAUCGGGAAAGGAUCUAUUGUAAAGCUUUGUGACUUCGGGUUUGCUCGUGCUAUGUCAGCUAACACAGUUGUAUUACGCUCCAUUAAAGGGACGCCUUUAUAUAUGGCUCCAGAACUGGUGAGGGAACAGCCGUAUAACCACACAGCAGAUUUAUGGUCCCUUGGUGUCAUCUUGUAUGAACUGUUUGUUGGACAGCCCCCUUUUUAUACAAAUUCGGUCUAUGCACUUAUCCGGCACAUUGUCAAGGAUCCUGUAAAAUAUCCAGAUAAUAUGAGCGCAAACUUUAAGAGCUUCCUGAAGGGUUUACUCAACAAGGUGCCUCAAAGUAGAUUAACCUGGCCAGCAUUGUUGGAGCACCCAUUUGUCAAAGAUGAUUCAAUGGGACCAGCAGCUGAGUCUCGACCUGCACCUUUUGAAGCUAGAGGGUCUGAAGGUACUAGGAAAGCAGAAGAAACACAAACAUCAAGGAACCAACCUUCCCCAGCUGCCCCCCAAAGUAGAACUGCUACUACCAAUAGGGAUAAUGAUUCCGAUAAACCCAAAGAGUGUACUGCUUUGGAUAAACUGGAAAAAGCCUCACAAACAGUAGAAGGUGCAAACAGCAUUGUUGAAGAUAAUGAAGCACUGUCAACCAUUCUCAGCCCUAUCAAAAUUUGGCUUACUAAUGCUCCAAGUCCACCCAGGGAAUUGAAUAUUGAUGGAGCAAAUCAGUCACUCAGAAUUAUUAAAAAUUUAAUUGAUGCCGGGUCAUGCCAAUCUUAUGCGGCAAUUGACAUAAGCUUGCUUCUUGAGUUUACAAAUCUCAUUAUCAAAACUAAGCUUUCAAAUGCUUAUGGACUUGUGGUGAAGAUCCUGGUUUCUACAGUGGAUCCAUCUGGGAGAAUAUCUCGUGAGUCAACUGCCUGCCUUGCUUUGAUGUUAUCUCGGGUCAUCUCUGGGUUGAAGGCAAGCAUGUCAUCUGAAGACCCGAAGCCAGUGGAAGAAAGUCUCCUCAAGAUCAUUGAUCAUGCGAGGACGUCACAACUACUUGAACUCUUGUGUGAAUGUCUGAUAGCUUCGGGUUCAGACACAAUAUCAGGUUCUACAAACAUGGUACCUGCUGCUUGUGAGGCAUGCAAGGCUAUUUGGUACCUAGCUCAUGCUGUUGACAUUAUGUCCAUUGGUGCACACCAUUUUUCAUUUCCCUUAGCUAAUUCAUGGCGACAAAUACACUCAAUGCAAGAGCAAGGUUCAAUGGCAGAUUCAAACUCUACCAAUCUGAUUAACAUAUUUGUCAAAUCAUUUCUUGCCUCACGACCAAUGCAGGUUGCAGUUUACCACUGCUUGCAUAAUGGUCUAGAAUCAGCUAUUCAUGCUUGUCUUCAGCUUAUCUCAAGGGCCUGUCUGCAGAAUGUGUCUUUCUGUGCCAUUAUGUGUCGUCCAUGGAAUUCACCAUCUGAUGUUGAUGCAGUAGAAUAUGGUGGAGAUGGAACAAUAGUCUCUGAUAUGUUUUCCUUAUUGUCACUGUGUGGAUCAUAUUUAAAUAAGGAAUCCAAGCAGAAUAGCAAUCAGAAAUGCAAACUAUCCAACCCUCAUGCUCUUGUAGUGCACUGCUGCCUUGCAUUAGCGACAAUAGCUGCAUGUUUGAAAUCAGAGGGAGAGUCUUCAGCAUCAGUUAUCCUAACAAGUUCCCAGAAAAAACAGCGGUCCCGUCUCUCAGUUCUUGCACACCUUUCAUCAGUUGAUGAUACAGUGAAGAGUUGCCUGCAGCCACACUGUGCAUCAGCAAUGCUUGGGCUCUCAUCACUUGUUUCUCUUGAAAAUGGUGGACAAACCAGGUCUUCUCUUUGUGAAACCGCCCUUGCUUUAUUUCCUCGUAUGGCAACACUGCACACUCUGCUGAAGCUUUGGUUAUCUGAUGGAAGCGAAGCACUCUGUCGAUAUAAUGCUGGUCUUCUGAAUCUUUUUGGACUCCGCGAUGGAAGUAUUGGACUGCUAGAGACAAGGUUGAAAUGGGGCGGACCAUUGGCCAUUGAACAAGCCUGCUCAGUUGGCAUCCCACAGCUUCUAAUUCGCUUGCUUACUGAUGGUUUCUCAAAAGAGAUAUCUGACGGGAAAGAUAGUUCAACGAACCGCAGUGGGUUGUCUCCAUUGGGAGUUAUCUGGACUCUUUCUGCUUUAUCUCAAUGCCUUCCUGGUGGAGUUUUCCGUGAAAUUUUGUAUAGAAGGGAACAGUUAAAGCUCUUAACUGACUUAUUGUCUGAUACACACCUUAAGGCAUUGGCAGCCUGGACGGGUCUUGGUGGUGGGAAGAGGGGAGUUCGGGAACUGAUAAACUCAGUUGUUGAUAUCUUGGCAUUUCCAUUUGUUGCAGUGCAGAGUUCUCCAAACAUGCCGUCAGCAUCUGCAUCCAUCAAUAGUGGCUUCCUGCUUAAUGUUGCAUCACCUGGUGGGCGCAUUGGCACUGAGAAUAAGGAAAUGCUCAAAACUAUCGAGCAAAACAUGCCUCAGUACAUUCAAGUUCUACUAGAGGUUGGCAUUCCUGGAUGUAUGCUGCGCUGUCUUGACUAUGUCGACAUGGAAGAUCUAGGUAGGCCCCUGGCAAUUGUGGCCAAAAUGGCAGGCUACAGGCCACUUGCUUUGCAGCUUCAUAAAGAAGGUCUUCUAGAUCCAAUUAGAGUAGCGGCAUUACUGGAGGGUCCUAUAGCAAAGGAGACUUUGCUUGAUUUCCUCAUGAUUAUUUCUGACCUUGCUCGCAUGUCAAAGGACUUUUAUGUACCCAUUGAUAAAGCUGGACUUGUUGGAUUUUUGAAGAACUUCUUAUCAAAUGGAGACCCUGAUAUAAGGGCAAAAGCUUGCAGUGCCAUUGGCAACAUGUGCCGCCAUAGCUCCUACUUUUAUGGCCCACUUGCAGCAAAUAAGGUGAUCCAGCUCGUGGUUGACAGGUGUUCUGAUCCUGACAAGCGCACACGAAAGUUCGCAUGUUUUGCUGUUGGCAAUGCUGCUUAUCAUAAUGACAUGCUGUAUGAAGAAUUGAGACGGUCCAUACCUCAACUCACUACUUUACUACUUGGUCCUGAGGAGGAUAAAACCAAAGGCAACGCUGCAGGUGCGCUCAGUAAUCUAGUGAGGAACUCUGACAAACUUUGCGAAGACAUUGUCUCCCAAGGCGCAAUUCAGGCGCUGCUGAAGAUGGUCGGCAGUUACUCUACCGUUGCCCUGAGCCCCAGCAGACGAGAUGCUCUCACUGAAUCACCGCUAAGAAUCGUGCUCUUCGCCCUGCGCAAGAUGUGUGACCACGCCAUCUGCAGGAACUUCCUCCGGUCUUCAGAGCUGCUCCCGGUCAUCGUUCACCUCCGGCAGUCACCUGAUCCAACGAUCUCCGAGUAUGCUUCUGCCAUCGCGACUAGAGUGAGCCAGGCCUGA
Miscanthus lutarioriparius is the source of this 3807-nucleotide messenger RNA. The record is from the annotation of a GenBank genome assembly. Lineage: Eukaryota; Viridiplantae; Streptophyta; Magnoliopsida; Poales; Poaceae.